Molecule: messenger RNA, 2547 nt
Organism: Bubalus bubalis (water buffalo)
Lineage: Eukaryota; Metazoa; Chordata; Mammalia; Artiodactyla; Bovidae
Gene: CD244
Product: CD244 molecule
Exons: 6
Coding region: 278-1222 (314 amino acids)
Biological process (GO): natural killer cell activation involved in immune response
Cellular component (GO): external side of plasma membrane
Molecular function (GO): MHC class I protein binding
Source: RefSeq, a predicted model, not a curated record
UCUGAGCAUCCGCCCACUUGAGGCGAACUUCGCAAGUUUAGCUUGUGGGAACUAUCAGACCAGGUCCAGGGACUGGGGCUUCCUCAACAACCCUGCUAGCGUUCAGCUGAUGAGAACAUCCUCAAGCUGAGGAAACUGUGGCUGAAGCCCAACAGAGUUCUGCUCCCUGUCACCCUUCUGCUGAUGGGUGGCUGCUGAGUUUGUGCAAGGCAGAGUAUCUGGUGGGAGAGGAGCUGGCUUGAUCCCUCUGUCAGCAUCUUACAUCUGUUCUGUGGGCAUGCUGGGGCAAGUGCUCGCCCUUACACUCCUCCUGCUCAUCAAGGGACAUCAGGGCCAAGGUUCUCCUGAAAAUGUGGUUGGAAUCUCAGGAAAGCCUGUCUGGUUACACCCCCCCAGCUUACAGACAAAUAUAUACUCUGUUAAAUGGAAGAUUCAACCAUACUCAAAUUCAAGUAAUUGUUUUACAUGGUCUUGGAACAAUAAUUCUGGCCAGAUCGAAGUAAGGGAAACUUUGAGUAAGACUCCAAAUUGUUUCAACAAAAGCUUCAAUUUUACAAAAGACUUCACUCUUCUCAUCGAGGCAGCUCAGCCACAGGACAGUGGCCUCUACAUCCUGGAGGUCACCAAUCACUCUGGGAAUGUUUGGAAACACGAGUUCAAGGUUUCUAUAUUUGAAUCUCUGCUUCUAGAUCAUGUUGAGAAGCCCCACCUGGUGGAGAAGUGGAAGGUCCUGGAUGGGGGCAUUUGUCAAGUGACUCUGUCCUGUUCAGUCACCAGAGGUGGUGAUGUGAGCUAUGCUUGGUAUAAAGGGAGUAAUCUGAUUCAGAUAUCUGGGAACAUCACAGAACUGGUGGAGAACAUUGAUGUCAAUGGUUCGUACUUAUAUACCUGCAAUGUCAGCAAUCAAGUCAGUUGGGCAAACCACAGCCUCCAACUAACGCAGGGCUGUCAGAGUAACCACCAAGACUUCACCUUUCUGGCCAUUUUGGUGAGCAUCGUGAUUCUCCUCGUGGCGCUGUUCCUGGGCACCCUCACCUACCUCUGUGUGUGGAGGAAGAAGAGGAAGCAGUCACGGACAAGUCCAGAAGUUCUGACAAUCUAUGAAGAUGUCAACAACCUGCGAACCAGGAGGAAUCAAGAGGAAGUCACAGCAGUGGAGCUCCUCUUGGUGACCAGUGUGAGGCCCUGUGAGGCCUCAGAGAACAAAGAAGCAGCUUCCUAAAGGUCUACGAUUUGGAAUUAGGGAAUUUAGAAUUAGAGCAGCUCCCCUGGCCUCUUUCCUUGGAAUAAUGGGGCAUGAAAAACUGCAGGAGACUUUGUUUCUCCCAUCACUACUGGAUGAUGGUACAGUUCCUGGGAGCAAGUGCAUCUUCCAACAGUCACUGAUGCCCAAAUACUCAGUAAAAAUAGCCUUUCCUCCCCAGCAGAAUAAAGAUGACUUUAAAUUAGGUAAAAGGAGGACACAGGGGAAACUAACUAUUUAGAGUGAAAGAGACCUGUUGGGGACUGAAGUCUGUUACUCUGCUUCUGACUCAUCUUCCUCCUUUGUGGCCCCAUCUCUCCACGGCCUGUCCCUAGUGUCCCCAGGGUUCUGCUUGAAGGCUUAUAUCUCAAGCUUCACGUGGUCCUGGCUUUGACCUUUCUGGAGAUACUUUAGUCAGGUCUGGGCAGAAGAGAAAAGCAUAAACUUCUGUUUCUUGCCAGACGCCUUGAGUCUAGCCUCCGAGGAUGGCUGAUGCUUCCCUGCUUCUCUCAGUGCCAUUCUGCUUCCGGGGAGUUCAGCUUGUCCCUUGUCUAAUGGACUGUAAUGGGCUCCACGGGCUCUCCCUGAGCCAGAGCUGGCAGUGUGUACUCAGGGCAUCAUGAAAUGCCACACCCCCAGUCUCCUGUGGGGCAGGGCUGAAGAGGGGAGCAGGGAGGGAGUGUGCUCCCUGCCCUGGGCCUUGGCCAGGGCUCCACUCAGCACUACAGCUGCACGGGGCUGGAUUGAAGCCAAGGGCAAGCUGGCCACCAAAGCUGGGUCUAGAGAGGAGGAUUUGGAGCAAUUAGGGUCCCCAGAUUUGUGUCCUUUGAAGUGGGUUGCCAUUUUCUUCUCUAGGGGAUCUUCCCAACCCAGGGAUUGAACCCGGGUCUCCUGCAUUGUAGGCAGAUUCUUUAUUGUCUGAGACACUAGGGAAGCCCCUUCUUAAUAGGUAAGGCUCAGAUUAGAGCCCCUCCCAAAGCUCAGCCCAUUGUCAAUAAUUACACUGCAAAUUUAAUCAGAAAGUCAGCAAAGGCAAGUUUCUAAGUUACCAAAGUAAAGCAAGUUACAGGAGACUCCGUUGGGCAGGGUCAUUUGAUGCAAUUCUUUCACAUCUGGGUGGUUUCUCACUCCUGACACUAACUGCUGCAUGGUGAGUAUCUGUCCCCAUCCUGAGAUGUGCAAGGACCACCUCCUUCCCAUGCUCCCCGGAGCCCCUUUUCUUAUCCUGUUUCUCCCCAGUCAAUUCAAGUCCAGACAGACACAGCUGUCUGCUCAUGUCACCAUAUGUCCCUUUACUAUGUUUU